Protomyces lactucae-debilis is the source of this 1262-nucleotide messenger RNA. RefSeq names its product mitochondrial carrier domain-containing protein. NCBI's taxonomy places the organism in Eukaryota, Fungi, Ascomycota, Taphrinomycetes, Taphrinales, Protomycetaceae. Bases 106 to 1002 code for a protein of 298 amino acids. The record is from RefSeq and is a predicted model, not a curated record. The transcript has a single exon. Gene Ontology annotation, molecular function: transmembrane transporter activity. Gene Ontology annotation, biological process: transport.
GCGCGACAGCUUGCUCUUGCUUGACUCUAUCGCUCAAAAUGCAGACUACUUGAGCGUGACUCCGAUCUGCUGUCGUGUCUCUUUUGAGGAAGCCUGCUGAUAUUAAUGCCCUGGCUGGAUGCUGACUUCAUUGCUGGAUUCUUUUCUGGUCUAGCGGGCCUCAUUGUUGGUUCGCCGCUUGAUAUCAUCAAGACAUUGCGCCAAUCUGGACAGCUUGACGAGGACAGCACUGGACAUGGCAGACUUUCGGUUUCAGAGCCAAGGACGUGGUUCACAGGCUUGCUUGCACCGCUGUUUGCUCUUGGCUUACAGAACGCAUUAUUAUUUUGGUCCUAUGAAAGCAUCAUGAUGCUCUUUGCUCAAUACAAGCCGUCGUUACUGCUGAGCCUCUUCGCAGGCUGCUGCAGCGGCAUUUGCGUCUUCUUCGUCUCAUGCCCAACGGAAGUCAUCAAGGUUCAGGCUCAGACGUCGGCUUUAUCGUCUCGAGUCGUUAUACUGCGUCUCUUGCGGCGACAAUGCAAGCAUCCCUUCAAGAAGAGUCCAUUUCUAAGAGGUGGACUUGUGACGAUUCUCAGAGACUCGAUCGGGUAUGGAUUCUACUUUGUGUCAUAUGAUGCACUCGGUUUGCUUUUGAGAAGGUAUACUGCAGGACAUGAGGCGUUGGUGACGCUGCUUGCAGGAGGGUUGGCUGGUUGUAUCUCCUGGUUCAGUAUUUACCCUUUAGACACCAUCAAGACGCGUCUUCAGGCAGACUCUGCUCAGCAUGCCCCUCUCAUGGAUGCUACCACGCCGCUCACUACAUUGCGCAACAAACAAGGUCUCUUGGCUUGCGGACUGAGCAUCAUGCAGGAGCGCGCAAGAGCGCAACCAGGGAGCUUCAAGUUCAUGGCUGGAAUCACUGGAUUGUAUGCUGGACUAGCGCCUGCUAUGCUGCGUGCAUUCAUCGUCAAUGGAGUCAUCUUCUACACAGAAAGAUUCAUCAAGGAUGUGCUUGUACAGUAGAAUGAAGGAAUCCAAUGAAUCAUGUAUGGACAAGAACAAGCGCUGCUUUAGAUCUUUGCCUUGGGUGCUUGGGCGGUUUUGAGGACAUCGCCGAGAGCAGUCGCCUUCAUCAUGUUUCCCUUGAAUGCAUUAGUCUUUGGUCCGAGUGUAUCAAGAGAGAGCUUACCUUGAUCUUGAUCUUGCCCUGCAUGAAGAGCUUCUGAGCGUUACCCUUGCCGGAAGCCAAGUCCAAGAAGGUCUUCUCAUCCAUGGUCAUGGUG